Impatiens glandulifera is the source of this 747-nucleotide messenger RNA. RefSeq lists its product as uncharacterized. The transcript is spliced from 3 exons. The record is from RefSeq and is a predicted model, not a curated record. The coding region runs from base 1 to 747 and encodes 248 amino acids. Lineage: Eukaryota; Viridiplantae; Streptophyta; Magnoliopsida; Ericales; Balsaminaceae.
AUGGAAGAUAUGCAUACAAGCUAUGGGUUAACUUUGACAUAUAAUAAGGCUUGGAGGUCAAGGGAAAAGGCAUUAAUGGCGGUGCGAGGAACUGUGGAGGAUUCCUAUGAUGAAUUGCCAUCCUACCUGUUGCAGAAGAAGAACCCAGGUACCAUAACUGACAUCCAGACGGAUGAGAAAGGACACUUCAUGUAUAUGUUCAUAUCUCUAGGGGUUUCAAUUAGGGGUUUCAUAGGAUGUUGUCGUCCUGUAUUGUGCAUCGAUGCCAGCUUCCUUAAGCACAAAGUUGGAGGUCAACUACUGGUUGCGAUAGCAUUGAAUGCGAACGAGCAACUAUAUCCCGUUGCUUUUGGUGUCGUUGAUUCGGAGAAUAAUAACUCUUGGACAUAUUUCAUGCAACAACUAAGGUUGGCAAUUGUAUCAUUCCCAGAUCUCGUCUUCAUAUCCGAUAGACACCCAAACUGCCAUGUUGAGUUUGAUUUGGCUUCUCGCGCAUACACCGAGUCCACGUUUCAGAAGCAUUUUGACAAGAUCAGAACUAAAGACCCUAGGAUUGCUGAAUAUUUGGAACAAAUUGGAGUGGAGAGAUGGAGUCGUGCUUUUUUGUCCGGUUCACGAUACAAUCAAAUGACAAGUUUUACUCAACUGAAUCGUGGUGCAUGGCAUAUGCGGAGACAUGUUAUCCAGUUUUUCAUCAUAAUGAAGCUUGGGACAUUCCCGAACAUAUCAAGAAACGAGUCUGCCUAA